AUGAUCCAGAUCCUCGGUCUUGUGCUGUUGUACACAGGAGCUGCUGCAGGACUGCUGUGCACUUUGGUUCCUGGAAAUCUGACACAGAUCGAUGCAGGCGCUGGUCAGGUCUAUGGUGUGAACUAUGAUGACAACAUCUUCCAAUGGGUGGGCACAUACUGGAAGCAGAUUCCUGGCAAGCUGAUCCAUGUGACGGUCGGUCCAGCCGGUGUCUGGGGAGUCGACAGAAUGAAUUAUAUCUUUAAAUUACAAGAUGACGACUGGUUGCCUGUAAAUGGUCAUCUGAAACAGAUAGAUGCAGGUGGGAAUAAAUUCCUGUCUGGAGCCAAUAAAUACGAUUGGGUUUACUGCCUGGACCAGGAUCAAACCGUUUCCACAUCGGACGUCUUCUCCUAUACCGAACUAGAUGGGAGUCUGAAGUAUUACAGCUGUGGCCCUUAUGGCUGCUGGGGUGUCAACCGCUACAAUGACAUAUAUUACCGCCAUGAUGUGAAGCCCACAGAAUGCUGGGGAAGUUACUGGCAGCAGAUAAGAGGCAGUUUAGUCAUGGUGGAGGUCGGCACAGAUGGCUCAGUGUAUGGUGUGAACCCACAGGGAACUGCAUUGAAAAGGAAGGGGAUCUCGGCUAUGAAUCCUACUGGAAUAUCUUGGAGUUGGUUGGAUAUGCCUGUCAGCUUACAACAUGUAUCUUAUGAUGAGGGAAACCUGUGGCUUCUCACCCAGAAUGGAGACAUCUUUAAAUGCAGAGCUAAUGGCUUCUGAGA
This is a messenger RNA of Hyla sarda, 764 nucleotides long. RefSeq names its product fish-egg lectin-like. The transcript has 4 exons. NCBI's taxonomy places the organism in Eukaryota, Metazoa, Chordata, Amphibia, Anura, Hylidae. The coding region runs from base 1 to 762 and encodes 253 amino acids. The record is from RefSeq and is a predicted model, not a curated record.